Prunus armeniaca (apricot) is the source of this 1416-nucleotide messenger RNA. NCBI's taxonomy places the organism in Eukaryota, Viridiplantae, Streptophyta, Magnoliopsida, Rosales, Rosaceae. The record is from the annotation of a GenBank genome assembly.
AUGAGUAAAAUCAUGUGUACUAGUUACCUUUCAGGGGUGUUAAUAUUAGCUUGGAUGUCGACAAUGGCCGCAGCACAAAACUCUGGUUCGCAUAACUACGCUGAUGCUUUGUCAAAGUGCCUUAUGUUUUUUGAAGGCCAAAGGUCAGGCAAGUUACCACCUUCACAACGAAUUACUUGGAGGAAAGAUUCUGGUCUAAAGGAUGGCUCUGAUGUUGGUAUGGAUCUUGUAGGAGGUUACUAUGAUGCGGGGGACAAUGUGAAGUUCAACUUUCCCAUGGCCUUCACAACAACAAUGUUGUCAUGGAGUGUUCUAGAAUUUGGACAAUUGAUGGGCUCGGAACUUCCACAUGCUCUGGAAGCCAUCAGAUGGGGGUCUGAUUAUUUGCUUAAAUCCACAAGUGUUCCUGAUUCUGUUGUUGGUGUGGUUGGUGACCCCAAUGGCGACCACACUUGUUGGGAAAGGCCUGAAGACAUGACCACCCCUCGAACCACUUAUGUUGUCAACAAAGAAAAGCCAGGAUCAGAGGUUGCAGCUGAGACUGCAGCUGCACUUGCAGCUUCUUCCAUGGUGUUUAAAGAUUCAGACAAAUUCUACUCAGCUUCGCUGCUUAACCGAUCUAUCCAGGUGUUUGAAUUCGCAGAUAAGUAUAGGGGGUCUUACAAUGACAGUAUUGGUGAGGGAGCUUGCCCUUUUACUGUGAUUUCAGUGGCUACAAGGUACACUUAUGAUGAACUGCUUUGGGGAGCUGCGUGGUUAUACAAGGCUACUAAGAUACCACAAUAUUGGGACUAUGUCAAAAACAACAUACAGUUUGGGACCCACAGUAGUAAGAAAUAUAAAUGGCAUUCUUGUUGCGUCCUUAAUGGUGAUGUCAUGAAUUUGGAUGGGAUUCAAAACAUGCCGGCAUCAACAUACUUGUUUCUCAGUGGACUCUUGUUCAAGCCUGGAGGAAGUAACCUGCAACAUUCAACAUCCCUAUCAUUUCUUCUUAUGGCUUAUGCUGGCUACAUGAAAGCUUCCAACAAAGUGAUCGAUUGUGGCAAUAAUUUCGUUGUCACUCCAGCUAGCCUAGUGAAUUUCACCAAAGGACAGGUUGAUUAUAUACUAGGAAGCAACCCACUAGGGAUGUCAUAUAUGGUGGGAUAUGGGAAAAAGUUUCCUCAGAAAAUACAUCACCGUGGCUCAGUCAAUCCUUCCAUGGAAAACCACCUACAACAAAUGCAGUGCCAUGAAGGAGACUUGUAUUUCAAAAGCACCGAUCCAAACCCUAACAUAUUAGUAGGUGCAAUUGUGGGAGGGCCUGCCGAGGAUGAUACAUUUGAAGAUUCUCGAUCCAAUGUUCAACAAUCGGAGCCAACCACAUAUAUCAAUGCACCUUUUGUGGGUGUAUUGGCUAACUUUUUGAAAGGUUAA